Messenger RNA from Hypomesus transpacificus, 994 nucleotides. Its product is annotated as anionic trypsin-1-like. The record is from RefSeq and is a predicted model, not a curated record. The transcript has 5 exons. Gene Ontology annotation, molecular function: serine-type endopeptidase activity. Gene Ontology annotation, biological process: proteolysis. The coding region runs from base 137 to 877 and encodes 246 amino acids. Lineage: Eukaryota; Metazoa; Chordata; Actinopteri; Osmeriformes; Osmeridae.
CGAGGAGGGGUGAGGGAGAAGGGACAAGGAGGGGCGUAAAGUUAAACUGAUAAAGGACGGAUGUAUAAAAGUGAAGCAGAAAAGAGUGCCCAGGUCCACUUUGGGUGAAAAGAAUACUCGACGUGUCAACCGCAGCAUGAUUGGCUUGAUUGUACUUGCACUCUUGGGUGCUGCAGCCUCAGUCCCCCUGAACGACAGGAUCGUGGGGGGGUAUGAGUGCGAGGCUCACUCUCAGCCCUGGCAGGCGUCUCUAAACAUCGGCUACCACUUCUGUGGAGCCUCACUCAUCAACGACCAGUGGAUCAUAUCUGCUGCCCACUGCUGGAUAAAUCCGUUUGCGCAAAUCGCCAUCCUGGGGGACCAUCACAUAUGGCAACAUGAGGGAACUGAACAGUACAUGUCUGUGGAUGCCAUCUACUGGCACCAAAGCUACGACUACCAGACCAUGGACCAUGACAUCAUGCUGAUGAAGCUGGCCCACCCAGUUACCUUCAACAAGUUUGUCCAGCCCAUCGCCCUGCCCAUGGCUUGUCCUAAGGCAGGGGAAAUGUGUGUGGUGUCUGGUUGGGGCAACAUCUAUACAGAUUCUGUGUUCAAUCCGUUUAACCUGCAGUGUGUGGACGUCCCUAUUGUGUCGAAGGAGGACUGUGACAUCAACUACCCCGGUCAGAUCUCAGACACCAUGCUGUGCGCCGGCUACCCAGAGGGGGGCAAAGACGCCUGUCAGCGUGACUCUGGAGGCCCCCUUGUAUGCAAUGGUGAAUUGCAGGGCAUCGUGUCGUGGGGCUAUGGCUGUGCCCAGCCUGACUACCCCGGGGUGUACACCAAGGUCUGCGCCCUGCUGCCAUGGAUCAACGAGAUCCUCACUAGCUACUAGACUGUACCUUUCCCAUCACAGAACAUGGAUAGACAGAAAAAAAGGGGAGAUAAACAGAGAGAGAAAGAGAGAGACAGAGAGAGAGAGAGAGAGAGAGAGAGAGAGAGAGAGAGAGAG